AUGUCAUUGCUUGGCUCGGAGAGCCCGGCCCCGGACUCACUAGCCACUCCUUGCGUCGUGGCUCAGCUGCCUUUCGCGUAUGUUGGCCGCGAGGGCCAGAGUGUGAGCAAAGUUCUGGCUGGCCACAAGGCUCCUUACCUGCUGUAUGUCACACUCUCCGUCACCACGCUGAAGGAGGUGCUGCCGGAAUUUUGA
This is a messenger RNA of Phytophthora nicotianae INRA-310, 195 nucleotides long. RefSeq lists its product as hypothetical. The coding region runs from base 1 to 195 and encodes 64 amino acids. NCBI's taxonomy places the organism in Eukaryota, Oomycota, Peronosporomycetes, Peronosporales, Peronosporaceae. The record is from RefSeq and is a predicted model, not a curated record. The transcript is spliced from 3 exons.